CUCUUGUCUGUGCAUGAUGGGCUAUUGAUCUUUUGUUUGAUUCGUGGAACACCCUCAAUGCACCUUGGGUUUUUACAAGGUUGGCCAUGUUUUUUGAGUAGUGCGCGUAAUAGCCAAACAAGACGACUGAGUUAGCCUCUCUACUUCGGCCAAAAAAAUGUCGCGCGACGAGCAAGUCGGCAAAGUGACGCUCACGACACCUUCGGGCCGGUCGUCCGUCGAGGUGCUUCAGUAUGGCGCGACGGUGAUCUCAUGGAAGUACGACGGCGCUGAGCAGCUCUUCCUCUCCCGCCAAUCUCCGCUCGACGGCUCGGCCGCCAUCCGCGGUGGCAUCCCGAUCAUCUUUCCCGUCUUUGGCAGCCCGAGCGAGUAUGAGGACCACGCGGGGCUGGAGAAGCUGCCGAAGCACGGAUUCGCGAGGACGGCAGAGUGGAAGGUCAUCGAAGGGCGUGUGGACAAGGAAGUCACUGCUUCGUGUGUGCUGGAGCUCAACUCGGUAGAUUACAAGGAGAUUCGGGACGCCUACCAAUGGCCUGUUCAUCUCGAAUACCACAUUCGCCUUUCGGACUCCCCUGCGUCGCUCGAGUGCAGCCUGAAAGUCAAGCACCUCGCCGGCUCUUCCACGAUGCCCGCACGCUUCCAUGUGUUGCUGCACAACUAUAUUGCAGUUGGUGAUGCGACGCAAGCGGGCGUGUCUGGACUCAAGGGGGUUACCUAUGUGGACAAGAACGCGUCCAAGGCGCGCGUCGCCGAGUCGAGCGACCCCAUCUUGCUGCACGGGCAGGCGUCUGACCGGGUGUAUCAGGGUGGUGCGCCGGAUGUGGCACUGCUGUACAACGACGGUAGUGGCCGGCAGCUCGUCGUGAGCAGGAGCGAAACCCUUCAGGACACGACUCUUUGGAACCCGGCGGAAGCAGCCGCGAAAGGACUCAAGGAUCUGCACGAGGGCGGGUGGAGGGAGUACAUCUGCAUCGAGCCUGGGAGCGUGGCUGCGCUGAACGAGCUGCCAGCGGGUCAAGAGUGGGUCGGUACGCAGCAGCUCAGGAUUGUCGAGGGCAAAAGCAAAGUGUAGUACGGCGCACAUCGACAAGACUGGUGCGUGCUGAGCAUCCAAGCGCACGUAUGACCUGGUGAUAGGCUACUACUAGAAUGGUAAAAGUGAUAAUACGCAUGUCGUUUUCAUAGGGCAUCACUGAUGCAUGCUUGCGUACGUGUCUGCUUGCUGCCGGGCCCAAGCGCAAAGCAACCGCUGCGAGGGAGGGGAAUGCUGGACGGGCGUCAUCUCGAAAGCGAGAGGUGCUCAGCUCCACAUGGACGAGGGCAGGGUAUUAUCAUUCCGAAUGUAUCCAUUGCUGCGGAAUAGACCUUUGAAU
Messenger RNA from Tilletiaria anomala UBC 951, 1373 nucleotides. RefSeq names its product galactose mutarotase-like protein. Bases 158 to 1072 code for a protein of 304 amino acids. NCBI's taxonomy places the organism in Eukaryota, Fungi, Basidiomycota, Exobasidiomycetes, Georgefischeriales, Tilletiariaceae. The record is from RefSeq and is a predicted model, not a curated record. Gene Ontology annotation, biological process: carbohydrate metabolic process. Gene Ontology annotation, molecular function: carbohydrate binding; isomerase activity. The transcript is spliced from 4 exons.